Molecule: messenger RNA, 8911 nt
Organism: Cervus elaphus (red deer)
Lineage: Eukaryota; Metazoa; Chordata; Mammalia; Artiodactyla; Cervidae
Gene: TMTC1
Product: transmembrane O-mannosyltransferase targeting cadherins 1
Exons: 20
Coding region: 51-3122 (1023 amino acids)
Biological process (GO): protein O-linked glycosylation via mannose
Molecular function (GO): mannosyltransferase activity; protein binding
Source: RefSeq, a predicted model, not a curated record
GGGGCGCGGGAGGAAAGCGGCGCCGGUCCCGGGAUUGGGGGGUGGAGGCGAUGGCGAGCGGGGCAUGCGCAGUGGGGCGGAGGAGGUGGCGAUGGCCCGGGGAGGCGGGGGGACUGCUGUUUAUCUGCAGCUGGGCCAACUCGGCGGCGCAGGCGGCGGCGGAGCGCGGGACGCCAGCGGCCGGUCCAGCUGCCGCCGGCCAUGCCCGAGUGCAUCUCCCGGCAGCUGCCGCGCACCGUCCGGGCCCCGGCCGGGGAGGAUGCCAGACACCCGGGAGAGACCAGGACAGCGGCGGCGGCGCGAUGGUGGUGACCAGCUCUGCCCGAGGCGGCGGCGGGGACCGCGCGCCCUCCCGGCGGCGGGACUGCGGACUCGCGCCGGCAGGAGCCGCGGCGCUGCUGGCCGGGGCGAGCUGCCUGUGCUACGGCCGCUCCCUGAGGGGCGAGUUCGUGCACGACGACGUGUGGGCGAUCGUCAACAACCCCGACGUGCGGCCCGGAGCCCCGCUGCGCUGGGGCAUCUUCUCCAACGAUUUCUGGGGCAAGGGCAUGGCCGAGAACACCAGCCACAAGUCUUACCGGCCGCUCUGCGUCCUCACCUUCAAGCUGAACAUCUUUUUGACUGGCAUGGACCCCUUCUACUUCCACGCAGUAAAUGUCAUUUUACACUGCCUAGUGACCCUUGUCCUGAUGUAUACCUGUGACAAAACUGUCUUCAAGAAUCGUGGACUUGCUUUUGUUACCGCGUUACUUUUUGCCGUGCAUCCUGUUCACACAGAGGCGGUAGCUGGAAUUGUUGGCAGAGCUGAUGUGUUGGCGUGCCUGCUGUUUCUUUUGGCCUUUCUCUCCUAUAAUAGGAGUGUGGACCAGUGUUGUGUUGGGGAAAGUUUCCCUCCCACAGCUUCUCCCUUCUUCUUGCUGCUCAGUCUGUUUCUGGGGACCUGCGCAAUGCUGGUGAAAGAGACAGGCAUCACGGUGUUCGGCGUCUGCUUGGUUUAUGAUCUCUUUUCUUUAUCCCACAAUCAUGAUAAAUCGAGCAACGGGGUCAUCCAUCAGCGCAGCCCACAGCAGCCUGGAAGCUCCCCGACAGCACACCCUUUCCGGGAGAAUGGGAAGCAGCAGCGGUUCCCUCACAAAGGAGCUUGGGGUGGCUGCCAUGCCAUGCCGUCUGAACCCAAGAGCAGUGGAUUCCCCGUGUCUCCUGGAGCUGUGUGGUCCUUGAUGAGGUAUCUGACAGCAAGCAGCAAUAGAAAUUUCCUGCUUACCAUGAGGCCCUUCUUAAAAAGAGCCACUUUGGUCAUAAGUUAUGUGAUCGUUGUUCUGUACUUUCGUCUGUGGAUAAUGGGAGGAUCUAUGCCCCUCUUUUCAGAGCAGGAUAAUCCGGCUUCAUUUUCGCCUUACAUUCUUACAAGAUUCCUUACUUAUUCCUACCUCUUGGCCUUCAACGUGUGGCUUCUGCUUGCACCUGUUACUCUGUGCUAUGACUGGCAAGUGGGCAGUAUUCCUCUGAUAGAGACCAUAUGGGACAUACGGAACGGAGCUACCAUCCUUCUGGCAGUUGUGAUGGCCUUACUGAGUCUUCAUUGUUUAGCAGCCUUCAAGAGACUGGAGCACAGGGAAGUUUUGGUGGGCUUGUUGUUCCUGGUUUUCCCGUUCAUCCCAGCCAGCAACCUCUUCUUCAGGGUGGGUUUCGUGGUGGCCGAGAGAGUCCUAUACAUGCCUAGCAUGGGCUACUGCAUUCUUUUCGUGCACGGACUGAGCAAGCUGUGCGCGUGGCUGAAUCGUUGUGGCGCCACCACCCUGAGCGUGUCCACGGUGCUGCUCCUGCUGCUUUUCUCCUGGAAAACCGUGAAACAGAACGAAAUCUGGCUGUCGAGAGAGUCCCUAUUCAGGUCUGGAGUUCAAACUCUGCCCCACAAUGCCAAGGUUCACUACAACUAUGCCAAUUUCCUGAAGGACCAGGGUCGGAACAGGGAAGCCAUCUACCACUACAGAACGGCCCUCAAGUUGUAUCCACGCCACGCAAGUGCCCUGAACAACCUUGGAACCCUGACUAGAGACACAGCAGAGGCAAAGAUGUACUAUCAGAGGGCUCUCCAGCUAAACCCGCAGCAUAAUCGGGCUCUUUUCAAUCUCGGGAAUCUUCUUAAGUCUCAGGAGAAAAAGGAAGAGGCUAUCACCUUACUGAAGGAUUCCAUUAAAUAUGGUCCAGAGUUUGCAGAUGCAUAUUCAAGCUUAGCUUCAUUAUUGGCUGAGCAGGAGAGAUUUAAAGAAGCUGAGGAAAUAUACCUGGCUGGAAUAAAGAAAUGCCCAGACAGCUCAGACUUACACAACAACUAUGGAGUUUUCCUAGUUGAUACUGGCUUUCCAGAGAAGGCAGUGGCCCAUUACCAGCAAGCCAUCAAACUUAGCCCAAGCCAUCACGUGGCCAUGGUGAACCUGGGAAGACUCUACAGGUCAUUGGGAGACAACGGUGUGGCUGAAGAGUGGUACAAACGCGCCCUGCAGGUGGCACGCAAAACUGAGAUACUGUCGCCUCUGGGAGCGCUGUAUUACAACACUGGCAGAUACGAAGAGGCUUUGCAGACUUACCGGGAAGCCGUGGCCCUUCAGCCUUCCCAAAGGGAGCUCCGCCUGGCACUGGCUCAGGUUUUGGCCGUGAUGGGACAGACAAAAGAAGCUGAAAAGAUGACCAGUCACAUUGUGUCAGAGGAGACUGGGUGCCUUGAAUGCUAUCGCUUGCUGUCCGCCAUCCACAGCAAGCAGGAGCAGCACGACAAGGCACUUGAUGCUAUAGACAAGGCUCUGAAGCUGAAACCAAAGGACCCAAAAGUUAUAUCUGAACUUUUUUUCACAAAAGGAAACCAGCUGAGAGAGCAGAACCUCCUGGACAAAGCUUUUGAGAGCUAUAAAGCGGCCGUGGAGUUAAAUCCAGAUCAAGCACAGGCCUGGAUGAACAUGGGUGGAAUUCAGCACAUCAAGGGAAACUACGUGUCUGCAAGAACUUAUUAUGAAAGAGCCUUACAGCUGGUUCCAGACAGCAAACUACUGCAGGAAAAUCUCGCCAAAUUGGAUCGCCUUGAGAAAAGAUUACAGGAAGUUCGAGAAAAGAACCAAACGUAGCAGCAUUUGACCCAGUCUCAAGGGACGGUGCUGGUGUCUUUGGAAGAGGAAGAAGUGACAGAAGCUUUGCUUUCACAUCAGUUGGGGCAUGACCAAUGGCAUUUUCCCUGUCACUCCGAGUUCAGGGUGACACAUUUUGGGACACCUGCUGGUAACGCUGUGCUGGGGACUUGCAUUUCCAUGAAAGAAGAAAAAAAGAGCAAGCAGGGGCUAGGAGACCUGAGAUGGAAGGAAAACAGCAGCUGCACAUUUUACAGAAUUUUUUCUUGCUUUAAUUCUAGAUUUCCUUUCAUAUAUGUGUCUGCUUUUUCAACCUGGAAAUCUAAUUCCAUUUCUUAGUGUAGACAUUUCUUGGUGUAGCCUCCCAGAAAUAGAGGCUUGAAAUGCUACGAAGGCAUGGCAUCUCUUCUUUAUGAGAUGAGAUAUUUCAGAGAGGAUAAAUCCUCUGGGAUAAACCAUUUGGGAAAUUCUUCCAAGAGGUAGCUCAUUUAAUUCUCUGAACUGGAAAUGAGUAUCUCACAGUUUUUGUAAAACCUUCUGGAAUAUAUGGGGAAAGAGGCUGUUGUUAAGUCAGCUUUAUCUUAUAUCCUUUUGAGGAUAUUGCUAGAGCAAGUUAUACUAUAGAGAAGUAAAUUAAAUUCCAGUCUGAUACAAGCUGUUUUUCCAUUGCCUAAUAUAUCAAUAAGGAAGUUUCUGGAAUUGUGUAUGGGUAUUCAUAUUCCUAUGGGAAAAGCAAGGAUCUUAGUACCCCGAUUGUUUAUGGAAAUGUUUUAAAUUAUUUUAAUUUUAUUACAAGUAUUAUUGGAGUAGUGGUUCUGCUCUAAGAUUUCAUAAGUGCUUUUAAAUAUCAUAAAUGUUUCCACCUCCAAAUAUAUUGUUAUUUUGGUGGAGAAAAAAAUAGUAUAUUCUACAUGAGAAUUAUUAAAGAUAUUAAUUGAGAGAAAUGUUCUACUUUAUUAUCUUAACUUUCAGAGAUUAUUUUUUGAAAAUAUAUUUAAUCAUUGAGGAAUAUUUACAGUAUAUUACAGAAAUCUUCAUAGACUCUAAAUGGGUGUAAAGAAGCUCUAUUGAUUGAUCUUCCUAGGCUUAAUGAGAAUUUUGUGCUUAAAACAUGGAUGCUAGAACCUGCAGUUCUUGGUUCUAUGUUUGGAAUUUUGGAGAUUUCAUGGAAAAUGCUCAAAAAAAUCUAGGAAAGAAAAUCUAAAUUCAUAAUUUUAAAAUAUGUAUAUUUAUAUUUAAAAGGUAUGGAUGGCAAAGUUGAACUUACAAUUUGACAUUUGUCUUUUAGUGUUAUUUAUUUCAUAACUUAUAAAAUAUUUAAUAUAUGCACACAUUUUUCUCUGUACAUAGUGGUUUUAGUAGCAGCUUUUACAACUGAUCAUACAAAAAUUAUAAAUCUAAACUACAAAGUAAUUAAGUUUCCACCAUCCCUCAAAAAUUUUGUAUUGAUUAUUCACUUGCUAAAGUUAAAGAAAUUAGGAACCAGCCAUCAGGGUUUGGGUGGUAAUAUAUUUUGGAGUUGAAGAAAUUGGAAUAUGUGAUUCUAAUUUGGUUUUCAUCAUAAACGUAAAUAAAAACAAACAAAACCUACUCUGGACAGUGCUGUUCCUGGUGCCAAGCCAGGUAUCAUACACAUUUAGUAGCUUGAGGCACACGGAUGUCACAUGCUCCAGCCAGAGCCGCCUCUUUUCAACCCCAGAAGCAGAAAGCACUGCCUCUGUGUUGUUAUUAUUACUUUUUGUCAAGGUAAAUCUAGAUAAAAGGAAAAAAAAUUUCUUUGGAAAGGGAUGAUGCCAGGAAUAUUUUAAAUACGAAGGAUUAUGGAAUUUAAAUUAGCAUACAUGUUUGUGUGUAUCAGUAAUCCAAUAAUGUAUAUAUUACAACUAUGAUCUUCUGUUUCUAAUAGUCUUUAAUGUUAUAGAUCAUAAAUGUAUCUAAAAUUUCAUUUCAAAUAUUUUUAGUUCCCCAAAUUAUACUUCUGUAGUCCUAAGGUCAAGAAAUGUACUAUAAUAUUUAUUAUAAAAUAACUACUCCACCCCCAAAAUGAAAAACAUGGAACCCUAGCUAAAAACAAUAUCUAGUACUUUAAUUAUAAACUUUUUAGAAUAAUCAGUAAUGAAAAUUUAUACUUAGAAAGUUAAUGGAAAAGAUCAAGCCCCAAAUUUUGAAAAGGAAUUAUGCCUUAUCUGAAGGGCUGCUAAAGAUAUGAGAGUACAUUUGUUGGAAUAAUUGCAAUGGCUAUUACAGCCUAAAAGUUUCUGAGAGAAAAGGGUCAUGUGGCCUUCAGGAGACUUUUUUUGCCUUCUUUUGGAUGCUUUUCUCUCUCCCCAUCUGUCUCUGUUUUCUGUCUCGUGUCUCUCUCCCCCCUUCCUUUCCCCUCUCCCCCCACCAACCCCUCCAUCUCUCUCCCUCCCUCUCUUUGUCUUUCUCAUUCUAUCACUGUCUCAUUCUGUCUGCGCACACUGGCAUCUCUUUGAACAUUAGAAGUAAGCACUUCUUGUUGGAUCAGGUAUUUCUGUCCUGAGUUAAUACUUUCACUUAGAUGUGGCCAAUGAAAUAGCUUUCAUAGUUGCAUGGUACCUAUAAAAAAGUAAAUCACACAUUAUUUUUCAAAGAUAUUAAGUGUAUUUUAUAACUAUUUUUAUUUGCUCUUAUAACAUGAAAUAUUAUGUGGAACUCAUCCUUAUCAAAAUAAGAAUGGGGUGCCCUGGCUAGUCAUGGAGUUCAUCCAGGUUCCCUUAACAAAAGCAGGCUUGGCUAUGAGUUCAUAGCCUCUUUCUGAGAUGGAAUUGCAGAGCCAGCUUUGUGGACAUGCAGUCUCUGCAGGCCUCAGGGUCUUGCACUCAGAUGUACUUUGUGCUUGGCUGGAUGCUCUGCUUGAAAUUCUUAGUAAUUUUUUAACAAAGGGUCCUACAAUUCUAUUUUGCCCGGGACAGGAGGGAACAUCAAACAAGGCUGGAGUUGGUUCAGUCUAUCUAACCUGUCCGUCCGUCCAGGAUAGAACCAGUUCAGCUUGCCUUCAGAUUCUCCAAUAAGUGGUAGCCCUUUCACACGCCUUUUGACAUAGAAGCCACCAGAAUGGCUUUACAAGCUUAUGUUAACCUUAAGGAUUAUUCAGGAUUUUAAAGCUGACUCAGAUGUUUUCAACCUGUUAAUGGUAUUCAUGAAAUAUGGUUCAUUGAUUAACUGCAGCGAACUAAACCAAAGAUUCAAAUACCUUGAAGGAAAGGAAAUUUUAUUUUAGGGACUCCUGAGAUAUAUUCUUUUAGGUCUGUUUAUUUUAAAGCGCAUCACAAAACAAAGAGGAUGUCAGCACUUGGAUUCCAGCUCCCCACAGCACUUCACAGCCCCCAGUGUAGGCGUCUGACGUGCCUAACACGUAGGACCUCAUUCGAUGUAGGGCUUUGCAGUGGUGGUGCAGCUGCUUUUCAGCAAGGCUAAAUGAGAAAAUCCAAAGCUUUGCACACAAACCGACUGGAAAAACUAAUUUGAGGAGGAGUAAAAAGCAAAUGUGGGUUUCACACUGUUUGUUUCAAACCUUCCAAGCCCCUCAAAUUGAAACGCCACAUUCAGCUGACAGCUGAGAUCUCACCCCUCACACACAGGUGCUCUAGGCCCUAGUGGACUUGAAAAUAACCAUGUGCACUUUGGGAAUCACUGGACCUCGGCCGCUCAGGUUGAGAUUCUGGUAUGCAGCCAGGCUGGAGAACCACUGCAGGCUUUAAUAAGAGUUUUAACCUUUAAUAAGAGUUUAUGACUUUUACCAGGAGAUGUUUACAGUCUUACAAUUUUCACUUUUAAAUUUAGACUAAAGUGAGCCAAAGAAUUUCAAAGAAUGACUUAACAGCACAAUUGGUUAGUUGAAGCUGCCAUGCCAAGAUUGACAAACAGGUGGGUUGGCUGAGGUGGUUUUGCAUUUGUGGCAACAGGAUGAUAAUUUGAUCUUAUAUUUACAGAACUCCUGGUUCUCAGAUGGAGAAUGGUCCUGCUAUUUUCAUGUACCAGACGAGGAGUCCAGUAUAUAAAACUCAUGUUUUGUUAUGGCUCAUAGAAGGGUCCAUGACAUAAGUUUAUGCCUACACCUGUAUCUCUUUUUUUAAGUUACACACGUCAACUUUUGUUAAUUAUUUCUUAAUUGUACUCAUUACAAUAAGCUUUUAAAAUGUUUUUCUCUGAUUUGUGAUAGAUUUGUACCUUAGAUCAAUAAAUCUAUAGGUUAUAGUAACAGCACUCAAAGCAAAUGUAGUUAUAGGCAUUUGUUUAAUUUUUUCAUAGUUUCCAAAUCACAUUUACUUUGAUAAAAGAGCAUGUUGGCAUUUCCCAUUAAUAACAACAAAAACAACUAUCUAAAUGGCAUCUUUUGACAUUUUAAAAGAGAAAAAAAAAACCUGUCAAAUCUUAUGUUUAGGCUACAAUUGAAUAAGAUAAAAAGUUACAAUGCAAAAAUGUAGGGAAAUAUAACUUUGUAUGAUUAUUCUUGAAGUUUCUGAUGUGACAAGUAUGUUGAGCAAUCCUUACAAAAAUAGAACUUCCUUAUUUUUGUCUGUUAGUAGCCACAUAACUUAAAGAAAACAAAUGAAAUAACUUCAAUCAAGCUAUGGUUUAUUAUCAGUAAAAUAUAAUGUCACAACAGAAUUGGUAUCUAUCAAUUGGCUCAUAUAAAAAUGUUCUAAUUUUAUCACCAAGGAUCCUUUCCAUUAAAACCUUUAGGGCACAUAACUGGUAAAAUUAGCAUCAUCACAAUAUGGGGUCAUUAUUAGUUUGUAAGUUUAGAUCAACAUUUGCCACAAACUAAAAAGAGCUCUCUAUGUCCAGAAAUCCAGGACAUUUUUUCCCAUUCUCAGUGGUGCACAUGGUGUGUAUUUGUAUCAUGGUGGAUACAAGUAAUACAAAUGUGCAUAAUGUCCUUUUGGGGUUGUCUUGUUGCUCCAUAGAAGGGGAGACUCAAUCCAAGAAUCUGGAGAUCUGGAAUCUAGUUCUGCUCUGCCACAAAGGAGUACCGGGACAAGUUACCAAUUGUCUCAGUCACGUUUACCAUACAUUAAAGGAGUGGUUAAUUCUAUGGACCUAUCAAGCUCUGUGAGUCCCCUGAAUCCAAAUAGAAAGCCCACUGCCUCUGAAGAGGUAACUGUUGAGUGAGGCUCUUAGUUUUAGAAAUUCUUAAGAUAAUGAUUGCAGCAAAACACAGAACCCUAUGAGUGACUGAACUGCCCGUAUACUUUAAUGUGACAGAGGUAAAUACUCCUGUUUUGCAGUCUCCAUUCCCUUCUCCAGGGGAUCAUUCCUGGGUCAGGAGGAUCCCCUGGAGAAGGAAAUGGCAACCCACUCCAGUACUCUUGCCUGCAGAAUUCCAUGCACAGAGGAGCCUGGCAGGCUACAGUCCAUGGGAUCACAAAGAGUUGAACACGACUGAGUGACUAACACUUUCACACGUAAAAAUUAGCGAUUUUGUUGUUUCUGGGGAAAAAAAAUAUUUUUAAAUUUCCUCCAAAGGCAUUAAAGUAUCUGUAGAAACCAUGGCCUGCUUUUAUAAUGUGGAAAUCAGCUGACUUGCUGUGACUCACCCACCCUUCCUUUUGUUAGAUGGAAAUACUUGUAUCAUGUUUUUCAGAUUGCUUUGAUCAGUUGUAUAUAAAUGUACAUUUUUGUUACUUUUGCUGUGCCAGUUAGAAAUAUAUCUCCCAUAAAGGAUUUCUCCCAUUUAAGUCUGAUUGUGUACACUUUGCCUAGGUCUUUCCAAAGUGAAAUUUAUGUAAAUGUAUAUUUUAUAUAAAAUAUGAUGAAAAUAA